Messenger RNA from Chrysochloris asiatica (Cape golden mole), 738 nucleotides. It is a transcript of the gene RAC2, whose product is annotated as ras-related C3 botulinum toxin substrate 2 (rho family, small GTP binding protein Rac2). The transcript has 6 exons. Lineage: Eukaryota; Metazoa; Chordata; Mammalia; Afrosoricida; Chrysochloridae. Gene Ontology annotation, biological process: small GTPase-mediated signal transduction. Bases 156 to 734 code for a protein of 192 amino acids. The record is from RefSeq and is a predicted model, not a curated record. Gene Ontology annotation, molecular function: GTPase activity; GTP binding.
AGCAGAUUGGGUAAGUUCCCCUUCCGCUUCCUCUGCUCCAGUCCGGAGCUGCCAUCCUCGGCCAGUGCCUUGCAGGCUCUCCACAUCCCUGGUGCCCGCAGAGACACUCCGAGUCCUGAGUUGUCACUGCCGCCGCCCCCCAGGCCUCUGACGCCAUGCAAGCCAUCAAGUGUGUGGUGGUAGGAGACGGAGCCGUUGGCAAGACCUGCCUCCUCAUCAGCUAUACAACCAAUGCCUUCCCGGGAGAGUACAUCCCCACCGUAUUUGACAACUAUUCAGCCAAUGUGAUGGUGGACAGCAAGCCGGUGAACCUGGGACUAUGGGAUACAGCUGGACAGGAAGACUACGACCGUCUCCGGCCACUCUCCUACCCCCAGACGGACGUCUUUCUCAUCUGCUUCUCUCUCGUCAGCCCAGCCUCUUAUGAGAAUGUCCGUGCCAAGUGGUUCCCCGAGGUGCGGCACCACUGUCCCAGUACUCCCAUCAUCCUGGUGGGCACCAAGCUGGAUCUGCGGGACGACAAGGAUACCAUCGAGAAACUGAAGGAGAAGAAAUUGGCCCCCAUCACCUACCCACAAGGCCUGGCGCUGGCCAAGGAGAUUGACUCGGUGAAGUACCUAGAGUGUUCAGCCCUCACCCAGCGGGGCCUGAAAACUGUCUUCGAUGAGGCUAUCAGGGCUGUCCUAUGCCCCCAACCCACGCGGACACAGAAGAAAGGCUGCAGUAUCCUCUAGGGGU